Molecule: messenger RNA, 1893 nt
Organism: Harmonia axyridis
Lineage: Eukaryota; Metazoa; Arthropoda; Insecta; Coleoptera; Coccinellidae
Product: probable G-protein coupled receptor B0563.6
Exons: 6
Coding region: 404-1546 (380 amino acids)
Biological process (GO): G protein-coupled receptor signaling pathway
Cellular component (GO): membrane
Molecular function (GO): G protein-coupled receptor activity
Source: RefSeq, a predicted model, not a curated record
UUUACUACAAAAACUUUAUCGCAAACGUAAUUGGACCGAAACAAUCGAAUAUAAUACCUGUUAAAGCUCUUUUACCGAACAACACAAUCAACUGGCAGUUCAAUACGUCCAACACAGAAUCGUUUCCUGUUGAGUUAACAUUGUGUUCAAUAUCAGUUUGGGACGCUUUCUAAUCGAGACAAAAGAACCGAGUUAAAUGGAUUAGUUUGCUGGAUCUGAACGAAUCUGGAAAUUCAAGUUUUGUGAUCCCUCAUCAUGGAACUGAUCAGGAGAUUCAUUAGAUAGUUCCAGGAAGUUGGAUGGAUAUUCGUUUAGUUAUACCCAACACCACCAGAGAUGCCAACAACCCUCCUAGUCGUGCUUCCCUGAAAAAAAGACCGGACCGAAACAGUAGAUCUUCAGGAUGUUGUACGCCAGCCAGACUCCCAAUGUGAUGACCCCUUGUCCCAACUCGACAGCACCCCCGGAAGGGGCGGGGGGUGCGAACGCGACCUACUUGCUUCUGUACGCGGGGGAGGAGGACCCCCGGACCGACGUCCUGCGGCGCUACUGCUACGGCGUCGCUUUGCCCUCCAUCUGCCUCCUUGGCAUCGUCGGCAACGUGUUCAACUUGAUUGUGCUGACCAGGAGGAACAUGCGGGGCACCGCCUACAUCUACAUGAGGGGAUAUUCCGCUGCAGCUCUGUUGGCAAUCCUGCUCGCCUUACCCUUUGCUUGGAGGGUGCUUGUUCACAAGGACGAAGGACAUUGGCUGGACGUUUUUCCUGCAUUCUAUUUUGCACACCUAGAACUUUCCUUGGGUAACGGUUGCUUGGGUGUAGGAGUGAUGAUGCUUCUGGCCUUGACCUUGGAAAGAUACGUCAGCGUAUGUCAUCCAGGAAGAGCAAGGCCCAUUCUUGGCUCACCAAUGCGUGCAGUUCUUCUGAUACCAGUAGCAACCUUCAUCCUCUACCUACCAAGUGCUUUCCGCAGCGAGGUACGUGUUUGCCAUCUGCUGUCCCAAAACCUAACCAUCUACCAACGCGUAGAAACAGAACUGAUCAAGCAUCCUCUGUACUGUUUCUACACCGUGGUCUUGGAGAUCAUCUUCAAGGUCAUCCCCAUCAUCCUCUUGGCUACCCUCAAUCUCAGGAUUCUGGUCGUGUACAGAAGGUCCUGCGAGAAGAGAAGGAGAAUGACCUUGUGCAGGACCACUUCGGGAGAGGAGGAUCCCAGGAAGUUCGCUGAAGAGAGGCGUUUGGUCCUGUUGUUGGGAUCUACCAGCAUUCUGUUCUUGGUUUGUAUCACGCCGAUGGUGAUACUGAACAUCACCCUGUCUAGGGAUAAUCUGAACAAAUAUCCUUAUCAAGUAUUUCGAGCACUAGCAAACCUCCUAGAAGUCAUCAACUACUCCAUCACCUUCUACAUCUACUGCCUGUUCUCCGAAGACUUCCGCAACACUCUGUUGAGAACCCUGCACGCCACGUCGAAUCCAAACGCGAAGGGGACCAUGAAACAGCCACCACCCACUGCAACAACUACAAUAACGCAUCCUCGGAGUUUUUGAUAUAAAACUGGCAGACCGAUUGCAACACCGGUCUGAUAACAAGACUGAGACGGCCUAAAAAAAUCUACUUGUGUUCUCGGUGCUAUUUUUUGACUUUAUAAGGAGUUUAUGAACUUUUAUGAUUCUACACCAUUCCCAUAUAGUGACAAUAGGGAUAUAGACCUGCAUUUUGACUUGGCGAGAGUAACUAAGAUGCCUAAAAAUACUGGUGUGUACACUUAUUAGGUUUUGUUUGAAAUAUUUCUGGUUAGUCGACUACUACAUUCCCGGUACUUAUGGUGGAUUUAUGCACCAGUCCUAAGAACUAAGCCUAAAGCUAAUGGUGGAUGUAUGCGCCGUACCUAAGA